CCUGCAGGAAGCCGGAGCCUCCUCCACGUCCACCGACCGAGCGGCAUCUCCAGUCCUCAGCAGUCCUCAGCAGUCCUCAGCAGCCAGAAGCCCUACAGCAUGACUCCUCGGUUCCUCCUCCUGCUCACCGUGGUCCUCCCGUUUCUCAUCGGCACCUGCCGGAGCUACCCGCUGUGCAAAGACCGGUGCUGCCGUUUCGUGGAGAGCUUCCCCGUCAGGCUCAGGAGGCUCAGGGAGGACUACUCGCGGAUCAGAGACUUCUACGAGGCAAACGAUGACUUCGACUCUGUGCUGCUAGACCAAACCGUCGAGGACUCUUUCAAGAGCCCGUUCGCCUGCCACACCAUGAACAGCAUACUGGACUUUUACCUGAGGACUGUCCUGCCGACGGCCAUGUCCGGAGUCACGGAGGACACGAAGGAGCUCCAGCCGCACGUGGAAUCCAUCCAACAGAUUUUCGACGAGCUCAAGAGUGAUGUCACCAAAUGUAGACACUAUUUCUCCUGCAAGAAGCAUUUUGACAUCAAAGACUUGAACACUACAUACACCCAGAUGGAGAACAGAGGGAUGUUUAAAGCCAUGGGGGAACUGGACCUGCUUUUUAACUACAUAGAGACAUACCUUGCAUCGAAACGGAAAGGAAACCUGGGGAGCUCUGCUUGAGGACCUGCUGACUAACAUCUAUUUACAUCGAAUUAUUUUCUUUUUGACAAAUGCCUGUCAUCCUGUACGAGUUCAACUUGUCUUUCUUGCUGGAAGUCUGGAAUUUGGGUUUUUGUCCUAUGGACAAAUUUAUUUUACAGUGUCGUAUAUUUUAAAGAGCCAUAUAUUUUGUACACAUAAAAUGAAAUGAGA
This is a messenger RNA of Menidia menidia (Atlantic silverside), 855 nucleotides long. The record is from the annotation of a GenBank genome assembly. NCBI's taxonomy places the organism in Eukaryota, Metazoa, Chordata, Actinopteri, Atheriniformes, Atherinopsidae.